Messenger RNA from Aspergillus nidulans FGSC A4, 1263 nucleotides. RefSeq names its product PRCC domain-containing protein. The transcript has a single exon. NCBI's taxonomy places the organism in Eukaryota, Fungi, Ascomycota, Eurotiomycetes, Eurotiales, Aspergillaceae. The record is from RefSeq and is a predicted model, not a curated record. The coding region runs from base 1 to 1263 and encodes 420 amino acids.
AUGGUCCUCGUCGCAUACUCUGAUUCUGAAGCCUCCGACUCUGAGCAAGAAAACACCACCCCGGCCGCCCGAACGUCAGCUACCAAGGCCACUCCAACCUUCUCAAACACACCCUCAGCCUCCGCCCCAAAAGUCACACCCAUCGUCGACAAGUCAAACCCCCGCAAAAUUCGAGUCGCCCUGCCAGAGAUCAGACCCGAAAGUGAGGAAGGGGAAGAAGAUGGCCCCGCGCGUAAGAAGCUCAGAAUCGGAGGAGGCGGCGCCGGCGCGUUCGCGGGCUUCAAUUCAUUACUACCUGCGCCCAAACGACCUAAUGCGAAGGUGGAAACAGAUAAAUUAGCCGGCAGCAGACCCACGCGUAAGGUGUUUAGCUUGAAGACCGGGGCUGCGCCGGGUUUUGAUCGCGAGGCCGAUGAGGAGAUGAGGAGAGAUAUGGCGUUUGAGAAUUUGGGAAUGGGCGGUGAUGACGGUAAUCAGGAUGAGACAAUCCCCAAGGCGGCGAGUUUGAGGGGAAAUGAGGACAUUGAGGCGAGGAAUGCCGUGGAGGAGAAACCCCAGGAAGUGGUCCUGAAGGGGAACCCAAUGAUGUUCAAACCGCUGUCCGUGGCGCGAGCAGGGCAGAAGAAAAAGAAGCCGAUUAUUCCGACGCCGUUAGCAUCGUCUAAGCCAAGAACAUCAGCAGAAAAGACAAUGAAUGAGCCAGAAGUACAGCCAGAGGUACAGACGCAGAAACCCGCCGCGCCUCCAGCCCCGAAACCCAAGGUUAGCCUUUUCUCUCUUUCGGCUCCGACAGAAGAAACGGCUGCGUCGGAUGCACCAACCUCAGCGCAUGGCUCAACCUAUGAACCCUUGGUUUACACCACAAAUGAGGACUCGCCUACAGCAGGCCCUCAAGUCCCACAAACCGAAUCCGUCCCUGCCGCCUCAACGCGACCGCCUCCCUCAGCUCAGACCUUGGAUUACAUCGCAGAUGAUUUGAACCUCUCCCGCUCACAGCGUCGCCAGUUGUUCGGCCGCAACGCAGACCCUUCCAGUUCAAAGAUUCUGCACUUCAAUACAGAUGCAGAGUAUGCUGCUAACCAGGAGAUGGCACAUAAGGAACUCGCCGCGGCGCAGCAUAAUCCUGUCCGGGCUAUUGCUCCUGGUAAGCACACGCUGCAACAGCUGGUCAAUGCUGCAAGCACGCAGAAGGAAGCUUUGGAGGAGAGUUUUGCUUCUGGGAAGCGGAACAAGAAAGAAGCGGGUGCGAAAUACGGUUGGUAG